This is a messenger RNA of Gryllus bimaculatus (two-spotted cricket), 540 nucleotides long. Lineage: Eukaryota; Metazoa; Arthropoda; Insecta; Orthoptera; Gryllidae. The record is from the annotation of a GenBank genome assembly.
AUGCAUGUGCUGCCGAACCUGUUCUUUAUUAGGUUGUGUGGAAACAAUGGGCCUAUUAUCUGUCUGAGGUCGCACAUCAACGAGGCGUUGAUGCACGUGCGGCUGGAUCCAUUAUACAGGAGAAGCAAUGCGUCGCACAUCAUCGAGGCGUCGAUGCACGUGCUGCUGGUGCAGCGGCGCGUGACGGCCGAGGGCGAGCUGCUGGACCCGUUCCGCACGGCGCUGCGCGUGGAGGGGCCGCGGGGCUCGGGGCGGGGCCGCUCGGGCUUCUUCCUGCUGUGGCCCGAGACGGUGACGCACGUGCUGGACAAGCGGUCGCCGCUCUACGACAUGUCGUUCGACGACCUGGCGCGCGCGCGCUUCGAGGUGGUGGUGAUGCUGGAGGGCACCAUCGAGUCCACGGACCAGCGCAUCCAGGCGCGCUGCUCCUACCUGCCCGAGGAGAUCCUCUGGGGCCACCGCUUCGAGCAGCUCAUGCACUUCAACCACGCCGUGCAGAACUUCGAGGUGGACUACAGUCUGCUCAAUGCCACUUAUCAG